AUGGAUCGGCCAAAAUUGUAUACUCAGUCGCUCACCCCCGUUCGAUGUAUAAAUACCAGGCUGUACCUACACAUUUUUUGGCUCGCCCAGUAUCUUAACGUUCCAUUUACUUUACCAGUCUACACAACAAUUAUAAUGUCUUCUUCAAUAGCCAACGAAAACCCAGAAAAGGCCGAGCCACCUCAUCCCCAACACACGAUGGUCGAAACGGAAGAAAGUCUGCGCGGCCUAGGCGUUUCAGAGAGCCAUCGACUCGACUACAACUAUCCGACUAUUGGACAUAAUUCAGACCCCGUCUUCCCUGAAGAGUACACGAUCGAAACCAACACCGGUUUAGUUCUACAAAAAACCCUCGAGCAGGUCAAAUCCCAUGGCUCGACUUCAACCACUCAACACGGCACAUCUGCCGACGAACAUAGUGCAGAUCUGGAAAAAGGAGGAAAUGGCCCUACGGAGUUCGUCACUUUCACAAUCAACGAUCCAGAGCAUCCUCACAACUGGUCCCGAGUUUAUCGAUGGUACAUUACGAUGGUCGCCUCCGCUCUCGUCGUCUGCGUUGCAUUUGGCUCAUCCAUCGUCACUGGUGGACUUGGUCUGAUCGAAGAUCAAUACAAUGUCUCUCUCGAAGUGGCUAUCUUAACAUGUUCGAUCAUGGUCUGUGGCUUUGCAGUCGGUCCACUACUGUGGUCCCCGCUCUCCGAAAUCAUUGGUCGCAGACCUGUAUAUAUCAUUUCACUCUUUCUAUACACGGUUUUCAACAUCCCCUGCGCUCUGUCACCAAACAUCGGCGGUCUCCUCGUUUGCCGCUUCCUCUGCGGUGUUUUCUCAAGCUCGGGCCUCUCCCUUGCUGGUGGCACAAUCGCGGAUAUCUGGAGCAUUGAAGAACGUGGCAUGGCAAUCGCUUACUUUGCCGCAGCACCCUACUGCGGUCCAGUCCUAGGUCCUAUCGUCACUGGAUGGAUCAAUGUUGGAUCAGGUCGCUUGGAUCUAUUCUUCUGGGUCAAUCUCGCUUUCUCAGGCGCAAUCAUGGUCCUCAUCGGCCUGGUGCCAGAGACUUACGCACCGGUCAUUUUGAAGCGUCGCGCAGCCCGUCUGCGCAAAGAGUCCGGCAAUCCAAACAUCAUCACCGAGAUGGAAAAGACAAAGCCUUCUUUCCGAGAAAUCGCACGCACAAGUCUGAUCCGUCCUAUCACGAUGAUAAUGACAGAGCCAGUCCUCGACCUGAUGUGCAUGUACAUCGUUCUCAUUUACUCGAUGCUGUACGCAUUCUUCUUUGCGUACCCUGUCAUCUUUGGCGAUUUAUACGGAUACAACGAUGGCCAGAUUGGACUGAUGUUCAUUCCGAUUCUAAUUGGCGCAGCCUUCGCACUGGCCGUAACGCCAGCCAUCGAAAACAGGUUCCGGCAAACAUGCGCUGUUCGAUCUCCAACGCCCGAAGAUAGACUUCUUGGCGCAUUGAUUGGCGCGCCAUUUAUUCCCAUUGCUUUCUUCCUCCUUGGUGCCACAUCCUUCAAGCACAUCAUCUGGGUUGGACCUGCUUCCUCUGGCAUUGCCUUUGGAUUUGGCAUGGUCCUCUGCUACUACGCCGUGAACAACUAUAUCAUUGAUUCGUACCAGAAGUAUGCAGCUUCUGCGCUGGCUGCCAAGGUCUUCCUGCGGUCUGGGGGUGGUGCUGCAUUCCCCCUGUUUACCACGCAGAUGUAUGACCGUCUUGGACUGCAGUGGGCUUCUUGGCUGCUGGCUUUCAUUGGCCUUGCCAUGGUCUUGAUUCCUUACGUCUUUUGGAUGUUUGGGGCCAAGUUGCGGGCAAAGCUUACUCGGGAGUGA
Molecule: messenger RNA, 1827 nt
Organism: Penicillium salamii
Lineage: Eukaryota; Fungi; Ascomycota; Eurotiomycetes; Eurotiales; Aspergillaceae
Source: the annotation of a GenBank genome assembly